This is a messenger RNA of Westerdykella ornata, 801 nucleotides long. RefSeq lists its product as uncharacterized. NCBI's taxonomy places the organism in Eukaryota, Fungi, Ascomycota, Dothideomycetes, Pleosporales, Sporormiaceae. Bases 307 to 615 code for a protein of 102 amino acids. The transcript has a single exon. The record is from RefSeq and is a predicted model, not a curated record.
GAUGUAGGAGAGCGAGCUGUAGACUAUAUAAGAGUGAGAUUGUCACAACCUAGGGCAUCCACAUAGCUUUCAUAGCUUCAAGCAGCUUCGACUCGCAGAGAACAUAUCCUACGCCAUUCGAAAACAUAUCAUCAUUCCUCGCCGCCUCUGAACUCUCUCAAUCUUGGAACCGGUCCACUUCACUUCCACCACCAACGACCAGACGUAUACUAUCAGCCAAAGGAAGCCCACGCAUCGUCUCCAUUCUUCAGCCCUCAUACCGUAUCCGCUGCCGACCCACUCAGUGGCAUUUCCACACUCCACACAAUGCCUUCCGCACCAACCAAGCGCAUGCACAUCGCCAAUGCUCUCCUCCCGCAAUCACCAGCACCAACCCACCAACAAUCUCGCCAACCACGUUCCUCCUUCGAAUCCGACCUCACCAAGACUCCCAUGAGUUCGGCAUCCAGCAUACUAUCCAAGGACUCACUGGCGAAGGGAUCCACCAAGGAGCCGACCAUGGCCAGGAAGGCGUGGGAGGCUGUCAAGAGGCGCGCAAAGGAGCAUCACGAUAGUGUCAAUGCCGCGUAUGAGGUGUACUAUUCGCAAGGAAUCAACACACGUUCCAGCCGGUAGAGCGGUUCCGGAGUGGAUUUUCGACAACCGUCAUGCGUGGAUUAUAGUGAGGAGGGGGUGGAAUAAUGACGCUGUGCUGCAUGAUACCAUAAUGACUACGGCGUUGAGAACAAUGGGUACUGCGAUUUUGUUAGAAUUGGGACUUCGGCGUUCCUAUCUUCUUUCGCGGGGGUAAUAGAUAUUUAC